UUUGAAUUUAAAAAGGUUGGUGUUAGUAACUUCCGUAACUUAAUUGUGUUUUUUAUUAAAUAUAAAUUUAUGGUAACAUAUGCAUAUCACAUUAUUUAAGUAAAAUUUCAUGUUGGAUCAAAAGAAGCCAGAAGUGAAGAAGUUCAAUAAAAGCCAUGGAAAUAUUUGGCUAUUAUAUCCACGUGAGCUUAGUCCUAAAGUUGGUCCAGCUCCAAUCAUAUCAUUUCUUCAGUACGAUGAAACUUUUCAUACAAACAUGAGAGUAUAUCUCACUAUAAGUCAAGUUUUCGCUUUAAUACCAUUAAGUGGAAUCAGUGGACCUACAGCAGCAUCAUUACGCUACUCUUUCUGCAGUUUACGCAGCAUCUAUGCCAGGUUUAUACUUACCCUGACUCUUUGUCAUGGUGGUCUAAUACUCUACUUCAACUACAAGACUGGCUUCACUUUCGAUAAAAUAUUUCCCCUAAUUUGGUUUACAGUUAAUCCUUUUGUCAUGUAUCAAUUCAUAAGGAUCGCUCAAAAAUGGCCCAAACUGAUGCAUCAUUGGGAGACCUUUGAAUUGACCACUAGCCAUCGAGAUCCAAGAAUUCACAAACAAAUGCGUCGCAUCAUAAUUUCCACCAGUAUUCUAAUACCAAUGUUUGCAGCUGUUGAACAUUUAUUUUCACUCGGAAACAACAUCAAUACCGCUAGGAAAUGUAAAAAAGCAACAAACACAUUAACGGCAUACUUUAAGGGAGCAUUUCCGGCAUAUUUUCAUUUCUUCGAAGUUAACUAUUUCAACGGAAUCUGCGUCCAGGUUUUGAAUCUCUAUUCCACAUUCACAUGGUCUAUGUCGGAUAGUUUUAUUGUGCUAAUAAGUUUGGGACUGAUAACACAAUUUCGACAUUUUAAUGAGCAUUUUGAGAAAUUUCGAGGCAUGAACCUUCCUCCGGAAUUUUGGGGCAGACAAAGGCUAACGUUUACAAAACUCACCGAAUUACUGGACCAUGUUAACAACGAUUUGGCUGUUUUAAUUUUAACCUCUUUUUCUGUAAAUACAUUUUACAUUUGUGUUCAGCUUUAUGAAAGUGUUUCCCCUGAUGGUGAAUCAGUAAUACGACGAAUUUACUUUUGGUAUUCAUUAAUUUAUUUAAUUGGCAAAACUUUUAUGGUCUCAAUUGUGGCAACUUUCAUUAACGAUGAAGCAAAGAAGCCAAUUAAAGUUUUGGAAUCUGUGCCAGGUUCUGUAUACGGAUCUGAGGCUUCAAGAUUCAUGACUCAAUUAACAACAGGAACAAUUGCUUUGGGUGGAAUGGAUUUUUUUUAUUUAACAAGAGCUUUUCUGAUCAGUAUGGCUGGGACAAUAGUUACGUAUGAAAUUAUAUUGAUACAGCUUAAAACACAACCAGCAGUUGAUAUGAUCCUUGUGAGGGAUAAAUCAAAACAUUACGAUGAAUUUAAAUCGAAAGUCUCACCUCAGCUUGAUGCCCCAUCACACAGUUACGAAGGCACCUUUCACCGCAACAUUAAACUCUGUCAAGUAUUUGCUUUAAUGCCAAUAAAUGGAAUUAGUGGCUUACAAGCGGUAUCCUUGAAGUUCUCAUUUUGCACAUUUCGAAUGUUGUAUACGGUCGUUAUAAUGACAGCCUCAAUUAUAGUCGGAAUAACAACCUUUUACUGGACGAUUCUGCGUGAAUUGAAAUUUGAUAACAUCGUUUCAAUAAUUUGGUUUGUCGUCAAUCCAAUUGCAAUGGGCCAGAACAUCUAUGUCUGCUAUAAAUGGCCAGCAUUGAUGAUGUACUGGGAGGCGGUGGAGUUGGACUACACCAUUCGGGAUGAGAAAACUCAUUUAAUGUUCCGCAGAUUGAUUCUUAUAGCGACUAUAGGUGUUUCGGUGAUGGCUGGGGUUGAACAUUUCUUAUCGCUGGCCAACAAUGUCAAUUCGACUUUGUCGUGCAAUAACCAAACCACAGCAGACCGAGUGAACAUCUAUUUUCGACACGCUUUUCCGGCGUUUUCGGAAUUCUUCGGCAUGAACUACUUUAGUGGAAUAUGCAUGCAGGUGUUGAAUUUGAUUUGCACAUUCACAUGGAACUUCACCGAUAAUUUCGUCUUGAUUGUGAGCUUGGGCCUGAUAACACAGUUUCGACAUUUUAACAUCCAAUUUGACAAGUAUAAGGGAAUGUGUCUACCAGAUGAUUUUUGGGGUAAACAAAGGACCUACUACAAUAAACUUGUCAAUUUGAUUGAUUACGUUAAUAAGGAUUUAGCUGGGAUUAUAUUAAUUUCAUAUACAAAUAAUUUAUUUUAUAUUUGCUUGCAAUUAUUUCACAGUGUUACACCUAGUCAUUCGUUAAUACGCAGCAUAUAUUUUUGGUAUUCCUUGAUUUAUUUAAUUGGACGAAUGGUGGUUGUGUCGAUGACAGCUGCAUUAAUUAAUGAUGAGGCGAAGAAACCAAUUGCAGUUUUACAAUUAGUUCCAGCCACAGUUUAUCGAUCGGAGUCCAAGCGCUUUAUGGAUCAACUAUCUUCUAAUACUGUUGCCUUAAGUGGAAUGCAAUUUUUUCACAUUACCAAAAAAUUCAUGCUUAGUAUCACUGGCACCAUCAUUACAUACGAACUUGUUCUAAUCCAACUUCAACGUGAUCCCAUAGUAGAAGAAGAUAUUUGUAUUGGCUAAAGAUCAUCCUCCACAAGUUCACACCUUCCUAACAAUGCAAAAAUUCACUCGAUC
This is a messenger RNA of Eupeodes corollae, 2716 nucleotides long. RefSeq lists its product as uncharacterized. Gene Ontology annotation, molecular function: sweet taste receptor activity. Gene Ontology annotation, cellular component: membrane. The record is from RefSeq and is a predicted model, not a curated record. Lineage: Eukaryota; Metazoa; Arthropoda; Insecta; Diptera; Syrphidae. Gene Ontology annotation, biological process: detection of chemical stimulus involved in sensory perception of taste; sensory perception of sweet taste.